AACCCGAUAAAUAAACCCGAUUACAAAUCGUUAAAAGCGAAUGAUUUUGUUUUAAGGGUCAGAAAGAAAGAGGAAGGUUUUGGAGAUGACGGCGGCAACAAGGGGGGUUCAUCUUUCAUUACAAUUACCAUUACCCUUAUUAUCUGUGAGUCUCACAAGGUCUCCUCCAUCUAUCCGAAGCUCUCGGAAAAAUCAAUUUCUCCACUCCACUUCCAUAACAGAUACUUGUUCAUUCAAGCUUUGCUGCACCAGAAACGAAGAAUCAUCUCAGAAUAUGUCUUUCAAGGAUUUCUCAAUCCUGAAAACAGACCUUGAAUGUGACAUUGGAAGCACAUGGAGCACUAUGGCUUUCUAUAUAUUUAGUUUGCACAUCCCUCUUAGCUUUGGAGGACUAUCUGUUGUUGCACAACUACUGCAACAAACUGCUCUUGAUCCCAACACUCAGGUGUUUUCGUUGCUUCUGAUACAAACUUUAGAGCUUGUUUUAUUCCUUUCACUGCUGAAAUUCUCCGACAACCGUUUUAACAUUCUUAGCUCGUUUAAAACAAGAUUGUUGCCCGAGAAGCGGAACUGGCUACUGGCAUCUGUGCUUGGUGUUGGUUUUCUCCUUGCAUUGGUCUUCCUUACAUCGCUUAUAGCUGACAAGCUAGUCGGGCCCAAGGACGUUAACAACCCAAUUUUGAAGGAAAUCCUCUCGGGCGGGUCUCUUUCAGUGACGGGUUCCACUCUUGUUUACUGCCUCGUUACUCCGUUUCUUGAAGAGACUGUGUAUAGAGGUUUUUUGUUGACUUGUCUUGCGUCAACAAUGAAAUGGGAGCAAGCAGUUGUGGUAAGUUCUAUUGUAUUUAGUGCAUCUCACUUAUCUGUUGACAGUUUCUUACAACUAUUUGUUAUUGGGGUUGUUCUUGGAUGCUCUUAUUGUUGGAGUGGCACUUUAGUAUCCCCCUUUGUAAUUCACUCACUGUAUAAUGCUUUAAUUUUAGUUAUUACCUUAACAUCCUAAUGUUAUUUGUUUCA
Molecule: messenger RNA, 1017 nt
Organism: Helianthus annuus (common sunflower)
Lineage: Eukaryota; Viridiplantae; Streptophyta; Magnoliopsida; Asterales; Asteraceae
Exons: 4
Coding region: 86-1003 (305 amino acids)
Biological process (GO): CAAX-box protein processing
Cellular component (GO): membrane
Molecular function (GO): metalloendopeptidase activity
Source: RefSeq, a predicted model, not a curated record